AUGCCUUCAUCAAUCAGCUUUUCCGCUGGUACAGCGACAAAUACACCCAACAGCUCCAUCUACACACGUCCUCAAAAGAAACAGAAGAUGAGCAUCACCCAAACCUACUUCCUCGCCCACAGUGCCCGCGGCAAGCUCUCUCGAGAGGCUGCCCGGCCUGACCACGACCUCCGGCUCCUUGUCGGACACGCCAACAUGCUUGACUCUCUCAUGCUUGAUCUCGCCAAUGCCGAGCAGGAGCAGGAGCGAUGGUUCAACAACAUCGUCUCAGGAUCAUCUAAAGCCGAAGAAGAUGAGGAGGAAGAAAGCCAACAAUCCCACAUUGAGACCAUUGUGGAGGAGCCUGAGGCCGAUUGGAAAGUCGAGGAUGCCGAGAGCUCCGACGACGAAUCCGAGGAUGAGGAUGAGGAGAAGCCCAUCACCAACAUCACUUCCAUCGAAGUGGACUCCGAUAUGGAGGAUGACGACGAAACUGAUGGAGACCUCGUUCUCACUCGCACGGCCUCUCGACAUUCACCGCCAGAGCUCAGUCUGGACACCGACUCGUCAGACUCAGACGACGACCACAUGCCUCCCUCACCACCCGCAACCACAUUGGAGGUCCUAAGCGAGAAGCAACGGCAAGCAAUUGCCACGACUUCCUAUUACGAUGCCAAAGACUCCUCGUCCUCGCUAUCAGCCGCCGAGUCGGAAACCCUAGAGCAACAGGGUUUCUAUUUACCGUCAAGGCAACAGCCGACCAUAAUCGCUGCCUAUUGA
Molecule: messenger RNA, 759 nt
Organism: Exophiala dermatitidis NIH/UT8656
Lineage: Eukaryota; Fungi; Ascomycota; Eurotiomycetes; Chaetothyriales; Herpotrichiellaceae
Exons: 1
Coding region: 1-759 (252 amino acids)
Source: RefSeq, a predicted model, not a curated record